AUGGAUUCCCAAGGUAGUCUCUCCUCAGUGAAUACACUCUCAGAGGCAAAUGACAUCAAAUUGGACGGACAAGUGUUCAGCUCUACGACUGUCUACAAAGGUAAUGUGGUGGCUCUCAAGUUCCUGCCCUAUCACCGAAUUGACCUCACGAAAGAUUUACUUAUGGAAGUGAGCCGAGUGAAGAAUUUGAACUACGAUCACAUCUGCCACUUUGUGGGAGCUUGUACAGAGCCUCAGCAUCUCUGUCUAGUUUACGAGUACUGUCCAAAAGGAAGCCUACGAGAUGUCCUUGAAGAUGAGCAAAUCAAGCUCGACUGGAUGUUCAAGGUCUCACUGAUGCAGGAUAUCUGUCGAGGCAUGAUCUACCUGCAUCACAACUACGGACCCCAUGGCAAAUUGAAAAGUCCUAAUUGCAUGGUGGAUUCUCGAUUCUCCCUCAAAAUCACAGACUUUGGUCUGCAUCAACUUCGUGGUCCCCCACCCCCACCCACCGACAGGAAGUCCUACUUCAAAAAUCAACUCUGGUCUGCUCCAGAGUUACUUCGAAAAUAUCCCAACCAUGGUGAGCUCCUGGGCACAGUGAAAGGCGAUGUCUACAGUUUCGCCAUCAUUUGUCAAGAGAUUAUCUAUCGAAAGGGUGUCUUCUACCGACCUGAUAUCUCUGAUAUUGAGACAAUCGUGGAACGCGUGAAAUCCAAUCCUCCUUUCCGUCCACUGCUUGAAGUAUCGUCGCAAGAGGGUCAAGGAUGCAAUGCUGAUCUCGUGUCACUUGUUCAGAAUGCCUGGGCUGAGGACCCCUCACUUCGACCCGAAUUCACGACCAUCAAAAUGGCUAUCCGCAAAUUCAACGAGAGUGGAGAUACAGGGAAUCUACUCGACAACUUGCUUUCCCGUAUGGAACAAUACGCCAAUAACUUGGAGGAUCUUGUGGCGGAACGUACUGAACAAUAUCUCACUGAGAAGAAGAGAGUGGAAGAUCUGCUCUAUUCCAUUCUGCCAAAGUGA
Rodentolepis nana is the source of this 1005-nucleotide messenger RNA. The record is from the annotation of a GenBank genome assembly. NCBI's taxonomy places the organism in Eukaryota, Metazoa, Platyhelminthes, Cestoda, Cyclophyllidea, Hymenolepididae.